AACCCAUCUGACGAUGAAAUGUCAAACCCGUCCAAAAUGGUGGCGAAUUGAAUACGUGUGAAGUUGCCGCUAUUCGUACAACGCGGCGAAUUACUUUUGAUUGUUUGUUGUUGUCGCUCACAAGUUGAUUAGAGCUUCAUUUUUUCCGCUUCGCUAAUGUGAAAAUAAAAAAUUCCGCAUUUAAAAUAAAAUUUAUCAAAAAAUUUCCAAAAUAUUCAUUGGUAAACGCAUUGGGCAAAUUGAUUUGUGGCCAUUGGCAACAGUGUGAAGUGUUUCUAAGAUUGUAUGAGCAUUUUGGACAGCAAAAAUGUCUAACCGAGAUAGGGACGAUUCGUUCGACGAUGACGUUGAACCGCCAGCCUUUGGGCCAGCUGCUUUGGGAUUGUUUCGCGUUGGUACCGCAUUGCCACAGCGUGAAAAACCAGCGCAACCCAUUCAAGUUUUAAAUGCACGUGGAAUGCCGGCUCGUAUUCGAAAACGUAAUAAAUUAUUUUUUGACGAUGACAUCGUUAAUGACCCAAAGUCGUUACGUCAAUCGCCGACAAAAAAGAGUGCUAAAUCGACACCACUCAAAACACCCAUCAAAUUGCCGUUGCAUUCACCAAGCAAACAUUUAAAAAAACGCAAAGGAACCGUGUCAAAGUAUUUGAAAAGCCCAUCGUCGGCAUCGAAACCAUCACUUUUGAGUGAUUUGAAGAAAACACCGAAAUUCAAGGAUAAUAAUAUUUCGUCGCCACAACUGCCAAGUGCAUCGAAAGCAUCCACAUCGAAAUCGGUCCCACAAAAUAUCAGCGCUCCGGUGCCAAGCUCACCAUCAUCUGCCAUCAGUGCUAUUGAUCGUGCAAUUAGCCAACGGAUUGGUUUACGCUUGAGAAACCUAUUGAAAUUGCCAAAAGCGCAUAAAUGGGUCAGUUAUGAGUGGUUUUAUAGUUACAUCGAUAAGCCAUUGCUAUUGGGCGAAAACGAUUUCCAAGCAUGUUUGCGAGAGUCAUUUCCUCAAUUGAAAACGAAUCAGUUGAGUCGAACUGAAUGGUCAAAGGUGCGCCGAUUGAUGGGCAAGCCAAGACGUUGUUCACAAUCAUUUUUCGAUGAAGAGCGUCGUGAGCUCGAGCGCCGAAGACAAAAGAUUCGUUUGUUGCAAAGCCGAAAAUCCGGAGAUAUUUCAUUUGUUCGUGAUCUUCCGAAAGAAAUACCACUCUCCCUAUCGAUUGGAACAAAAGUCACGGCUCGGCUACGUCAACCUCAAGAUGGCAUCUUCACCGGAACCAUUGAGGCAAUCUAUUCGAUGUCAAGUGAGUAUCGUGUCACAUUCGAUCGUGCCGGUUUGGGCACACACUCGGUGCCCGACUAUGAAAUCCUGGUGAACGAACCGAUCGAAACAAUCCCAGUGAGCAACAUAACACAGAAUUUCCGACAGAAAAUCAAUGGUCUAUGCUAUGUGCCAUCCCCAUUGGCCAUCGUAAAUAAGCUGAAUCGAAGUGAUCCACUACUGGGCGGUAUCAAUAGCAUUGGCUUCGAUGCACAGUUGAAAUUGAAAAACUAUGUGUUCCCCAAAGAGUCGAUUGGUGGUUUUCAAUUGCGUUUGCUUGAAUUGAUUGUGCGUGCACGCAAAACGCUUGCAGCCAAACAAAUGAAAUUGACACGUUUAAAGAGUAUGAACACGGAGGCCGAAACAUACAAAUCAUACAAUGAACCGUUCCCAGAGGACUAUCAACAACGAUACGCCAGCAUUGUCAUCGGAAUGGAAAAGCUGAACAAAGACAAUCAGAAAUAUUUGUCCGAGGUUCAAACGUACAUCCGUGAUUUGGCCAAAGAUUCUCGCACCGUUGCAAUGCUUGAACCAAGCUAUUUACGUGAAAAAUGUCGAGAGCUCGGCAAAGACACCGUACAGAAGAACUUACAAUCAUCAUUAAUCGACAGCGAUUCGAGUGUGAUGGUUUUGAUCAAUGAUCUAUCGAUGAUUAUGUAUGUCGCAUCGCAUUUACUGUCAACCGACCCAAACUAUCACAUCUCAAAAGUAUUGGAAGGUGUUUUGGAAGAAGCGAAAAACAAAUUGGAUUCCGAGAAUAUCGAUUCAUUUCAUGCAAACGUACAUGCUCACAUUCGGCAUUUGGAAAAGAGUUUAGCGCAACACUGAAAACGGCAUGUGAGUGUGUGAAUGUGUGUGUAUUACGCUCCUUCGGCGUAUGCUGAUGCCCGAGUUUCACUUUUCUUCCGCUUAUUGUAUUAGAUAUAUAAGCAAUUUUCGUUGGUUUUUUUUUCAUCGUCUGAAUCAACCCUCGAUUCGAAAUAAAUUCCUUGAUUGGUUAAGUGUAUCAAAUAGAGAAAAAAAUCGUUUCUUUUUUUUCUUUUCGUGUUUGGAUUUAAACAGUAAAUUUAAGAAAAAAAACAAAUAAAUCUUUUUUUUUCUCUUUAAAUGCAACUGCAAUGCAUAACGUAAUUUAAUGAAUUACUAACCCAAUAUUAGCUGAAUAGAAUGUAAAUUAACUUGACCCAAUAUUUACAAAUAAAAAUAAACACCUUUGCUUUUCUUUUUUAAAGAAACCAAAA
Messenger RNA from Sitodiplosis mosellana (orange wheat blossom midge), 2550 nucleotides. It is a transcript of the gene mip130, whose product is annotated as protein lin-9 homolog. Lineage: Eukaryota; Metazoa; Arthropoda; Insecta; Diptera; Cecidomyiidae. The record is from RefSeq and is a predicted model, not a curated record. Gene Ontology annotation, molecular function: DNA binding. The transcript is spliced from 4 exons. The coding region runs from base 308 to 2137 and encodes 609 amino acids. Gene Ontology annotation, cellular component: transcription repressor complex; nucleoplasm. Gene Ontology annotation, biological process: regulation of transcription by RNA polymerase II; DNA-templated transcription; regulation of cell cycle.